Penicillium coprophilum is the source of this 399-nucleotide messenger RNA. RefSeq lists its product as uncharacterized. The record is from RefSeq and is a predicted model, not a curated record. The transcript has a single exon. NCBI's taxonomy places the organism in Eukaryota, Fungi, Ascomycota, Eurotiomycetes, Eurotiales, Aspergillaceae. The coding region runs from base 1 to 399 and encodes 132 amino acids.
AUGUCGAGACCACUCCAGCAACGUGGGAAUUCCCCGGAAUGGCCAUGUAUCGAUUCGGUCCCCCGCACUCAACAUCACGGCCCGAUACCCAUGCCAUAUCCGUACCGACAUGAGCCUCGACAGGUACCCCAGACGGGUUAUGAGCGACCUAUGCUCGGAGCACCCCUUGCUUCGAGGAUUCCCGCCUUGGUUCUUCCGGACAGAAGCACGGAUCCCCGAUAUAUGCUCGCCUCCGACAAUGCCUACAUGAAUACACAACCGGUGCCGCAAGCGCUCCCGCUGCGAUCUUAUCCCGGUGCUGAUGCCCGUCACCCAUACGAAGAGAGAUACCCAACGUCGAACCAUGCCCGGGACUAUGACAGUCACCGGAGCUGGACAUACGACGUGGAGUCCCAGUAA